Molecule: messenger RNA, 2118 nt
Organism: Spirometra erinaceieuropaei
Lineage: Eukaryota; Metazoa; Platyhelminthes; Cestoda; Diphyllobothriidea; Diphyllobothriidae
Source: the annotation of a GenBank genome assembly
AUGGGUAAGCUGACAGUGUAUUUCCAUCUCCCACGGUCCCUUAUGGCUUGAGGCGUGUUAGUGCAAUUACAUUUUUUACUUCCUAUUGAGUACUUUUUUCAUCGGAUUAUUUCUUAAGUCUAUUAAGAAUUUGCUGUUCAGGCAAGGAAUUGGGACGUAUUCGAAUCUGAACGUUAGUCGCCAAGAAAUGAAGAUUUGUAGGGUUGGUCUUUAAAAGUAAUAGGUUAAAAAAGCCUAAUAUACGUUUAGCUUCUGAAAAAUUUCAUAGCCAAAAGAGAAAAUUCUCUGAAUAUGGCUGUAUCGAUCACAGCAAAAUAGGCCAGCAAAACUGCAGGCCUAACUACAUGCAGCGUUACCCUAACAACGUAGAACCAGAAUUAUGUUUGAUAAGAUUUCAUGCUCACAUAAUUAUUGAGCUGGCCUCAAGCCCAUUUGAGGCAUGAAGUUAAAUAAAUCCUUAGGUACUGAGGUCUAAGAUGUCCUUUUUGGUUUUUGUGGAAAUAAUCUCUGUUUCUGGUUACGGGAAUAAGUCCGAUGAGAAUUGUGAUAAUGAUAGUUUUACGGAAUCUUUUAUCAUCAGUUGGGUUGCAAGAGGGGUCGUGUAGUCUAUCGCAAGGUAAUCCUUCAAAUAUUUCGGUUUUGCAGACCACAAUGAGCCUCCCAGUGGCGUGCUUGUCGACUCAGAGGCGUACCACCAGGACUCUGGUGAAAACAAACCUCGAAAGCACCAGAAAGGCAAGAAGGAGCAUGGCUUAGGCAUAUCACGUACGUUUAUUUUGUCGAUUCUCUAUUUCCUAUCCGGUUAUUACCUAUUCCUUAGAUGUAGGUCAGUAUUUCCUUCCCUUAUCUGAAAUUUUACUGGACUCCCUUGCAGACUUGCAUACUGGUAAGUUGCACAGGGGUGGAACGAUGCCUACCAGCCCUUCUGCUUGAGGUUAACGCGUUGUCAACACGCUAUCGCAGUCCUUAGGACUUGUCAGCGUAGGGCUUGUUCAGCUUCUUUUGUGUGUCUGCUGUGGACGCUUCGCGCUUUACUUACACAUCUGUGAAAGUACUGCCGUCCGCCUAUUUUGCUUUGAUGUGCAUGGCAGUGCAGUGGAUUAUCCCCACCCAGGACAUUGCCUGCUUUAGAAAGUUCAUUUUUGCACCACUAGCUGUCCGUUUUUGCUUACUAAGUCCACCUGCUUCCUAUAAUGUGAUUCGUUUUUAAAUGCAGGAGCGCACUUGCGGGUUGCGGGCUGUACUGUGUCCGAUUUCCCAUCGGCCUUUGAAUCGGCAGAGUGCUCACCCGCAUACACAUCAACCUUUUGGACCCCUUUACGUUUAAGAACUCGAGAAAACGCAUUAGGUGGGAAGCUAGUUGUCAGUGGAUGCUUCUCUACCCCUGAUGGCACUUAUUUUGACCAUUUAGGAAACCCGUUGCAAGAGUGACUUGGCCUAACUGAACUGAACUCGUGUAGUGCUUUUUAUGAAUCGGCACAUUUGUUUAUGGCUUGUUACUCUUUGCUGCAGUGGUGUCAAAAACGGACGUUUUUUAGAAUACUUGUGCAUAGUCAGCGACUGCUUCCCUGGCGGCAUCCAUGCCUUACAAACCUACUCCAGGGACUUCGACUGUUGCUGUGUUGGUGUCCUACUAGACUGUUUCUGACCAACUGACUUUUGUCGUCCAACAAAACCCAUAUGUAGGUCGCAUGGCUUUCGAAAGCCCUCGUAAACGCCAAGCCGAUAUCGAAAUACGAACUGUCUUUCUGAAUUGAAGUCUGAGCUUGUACACUACUCUCCUUGACAUCAUUCAUUUCCUUCUGAGCUUCGCAAAUACCAGUGCUUCGAUGUUUGAAAUAAUAGUGGGGUUAUUCUGUUUCUUCCUUCCCCUCCCCGCCCAUUUUUAUCCCUUUGUUCUUAUUUUCAUCUUCCUCGACUGUGCCCUUUGUUCUGCUAGAGUCCCCCCAUCACCAUCAUCCUCACCACCAUCCUCAUCACCAACACCACCAGAAGAAGAAGAAAGGACAAAAAUAUUGGUUUCAGUUCAGACUCAAAAAAACUGGCAAGUGCAGUCUCCGCCAGCGCGUGCGUUCCUUAACUGGCAUGGUGACGUGCGUGGAUGUUAAUUACGCUUGA